AUGAAGACUCUGCAGGGAGAUGAACUCUGCUUUCCGCAGCUCCUCAACAAUUCUUGCAGGAAACCCAUGCCGCCUCAGUCUGAUGCCAUGCUUGCUUACACUCUGCUGUCCUUCAUCUCUCUGCUCACUGCAGCUCUCAACCUGCUGAUCAUCAUCUCCAUCUCACACUUCAGGCAGCUCCACAGCCCCACCAACUUCCUCAUCCUCUCCCUGGCUGUGUCAGACUUCCUUGUGGGCCUCCUGCUAAUGCCGGUUGAAAUCCUUCUAACAGAGGCUUGCUGGUUCCUGGGUGACCUGAUGUGUGCUCUGUACUAUAUUUUAGAUUUUAUCAUCACCUCUUCUUCGGUUGGAAACAUAGUGCUCAUAUCAAUUGAUCGUUAUUUGGCUAUAUGCGAUCCUCUACAUUACACCACCAGAGUCACUGUUGACAGAACAAAGAUCUGUGUUUGCCUUUGUUGGAUUUGCUCUGUUCUCUAUAAUAGUCUAAUUUUAAAGGACUUUCUGAGACAACCUGACUCACAGAAUUCCUGCUACGGAGAGUGUGUAGUUGUCCUUAACCACAUCACAGGAGCUGUCGACCUUGUUUUUACCUUUAUUGGCCCCAUUACUGUCAUCAUAGUUCUGUAUAUGCGGGUGUUUGUGGUGGCCGUGUCUCAGGCUCAAGCCAUGCGGUCUCAUAUUGCAGCUGUCACACUUAAAGGUUCAGUGGGUGUUACUGCUAAGAAAUCUGAGAUGAAAGCGGCCAGGACUCUUGGUGUUGUUGUUGUUGUAUUUCUAAUAUGUUUCUGUCCAUAUUACUCCCCAUCCCUUGCUGGUGAAGAUAUUGAGGACAGCAGUUCGUCCUCACCCUUUGUAGUGUGGCUGCUGUAUUUCAACUCCUGUCUGAACCCUGUGAUCUAUGCCUUUUUUUACCCCUGGUUCAGAAAAUCUAUCAAACUCAUUGUUACACUGAAGAUACUGCAGCCUGACUCCUGUGAUACUAAAAUACUAUAG
Epinephelus lanceolatus (giant grouper) is the source of this 993-nucleotide messenger RNA. RefSeq names its product trace amine-associated receptor 13c-like. Gene Ontology annotation, biological process: G protein-coupled receptor signaling pathway. The record is from RefSeq and is a predicted model, not a curated record. NCBI's taxonomy places the organism in Eukaryota, Metazoa, Chordata, Actinopteri, Perciformes, Serranidae. Gene Ontology annotation, molecular function: trace-amine receptor activity. Gene Ontology annotation, cellular component: membrane.